CACACACCGAGUCCAACCCUCGUUGUUGAAUGUGCGUCCAAACCACGCUUUCGUUGAGCACAAACUCAGUUCAAGCUUCCCACGCUGCCGUGCUUGCAGAAGGGGGUUGGGGGGCGGGAGAAAAAAAAGAUGGAGAAAAAGAGCGAAAUCAACGGCCACGCCAUGGCCGGCUCUGAAGAGCGCCUGCAAGGUAAACGUGCCUCGAAAAGCUUGCAGGAGAAACUGGUGGGGUUUCUUCGCCGGAACCUUCUGGUGAUCAUGACGGUCUCCGGGGUUGUGGUGGGUGUCGGGCUCGGAAUGGGGGUGCGCAACAUGAGUCUGACCAAGGCUCAGAUGACCUACUUCGCCUUCCCGGGUGAGAUGCUCCUCCGGAUGCUGAAGAUGAUUAUCCUGCCCCUGGUCGUGUGCAGCCUCGUCUCCGGCGCGGCCAGCCUGGACACCCGCUCACUGGGCAAAUUGGGGGGCAUCGCGGUCGCUUACUUCCUGGUUACGACCCUCAUCGCCUCCGGGAUCGGCGUGGCGUUGGCGUUUAUCGUCAAACCCGGGGUGGGCGCGGGCGCCCUCAAUACCAACAGCCUGGGUCUGGAGAGCGUCAGCAGCGAUAAGGAGACCACCGACUCAUUUCUGGACUUGGCCAGGAAUUUAUUCCCAUCUAACUUGGUGGCUGCAGCUUUCCGCUCUUAUGCCACUAACUACAAGAUGGUUGCUUCAGGAAAUGACACCAAUGGGACCAUCCUCUAUCAAAAGGUGCCCUAUGGGACAGACAAUGAUGGCAUGAACAUCCUGGGUCUGGUGUUGUUCGCUAUGGUGUUUGGCGUGGCACUGAGGAAACUUGGAGAUGAAGGCGAGGAGCUUAUCCGAUUCUUCAACGCUUUCAAUGAGGCAACCAUGGUACUAGUAUCCUGGAUCAUGUGGUAUAUCCCGUUUGGCAUUGUGUUCCUGGUGGGCAGUAAGAUUGUGGAGAUGGAGGAUGUGGUUCUACUGGUCACAAGUUUGGGAAAAUACAUAUUUGCUUCCAUCCUGGGGCACAUAAUACAUGGUGGCAUUGUCCUGCCACUGAUCUACUUCGGCUUUACGCGCAAGAACCCCUUCAGUUUUCUGUCGGGCCUCAUUACGCCUUUCACGACCGCCUUCGCCACCUGCUCCAGCUCAGCGACUCUUCCCUCCAUGAUAAAGUGUGUAGAGGAGAACAAUGGCGUGGACAAGCGCAUCAGCCGCUUCAUUCUCCCCAUUGGUGCCACAGUGAACAUGGACGGAGCAGCCAUAUUCCAGUGCGUAGCUGCUGUCUUCAUCGCCCAGCUAAACAACACUGAGCUCAAUGCCGGACAGAUCUUUACUAUCUUGGUGACGGCCACAGCCUCCAGCGUUGGGGCUGCAGGAAUCCCAGCUGGUGGCAUCAUCACCAUUGCCAUUAUCCUGGAGGCCAUCGGGUUACCAACCAACGAUUUGUCUCUUAUGCUGGCUGUUGACUGGAUUGUGGAUCGCACAACCACAGUGGUCAAUGUGGAAGGCGAUGCUUUAGGUGCUGGAAUCCUGCAUCACAUCAACCAGCAGGAGAUGAAAAAGCAGCAGCAGCAGGAUGAGAAGGAUAAGGGAGGGGAGCUUUCUGAGGUGCGGGUGGAAACGGUGGCCAACAUCCAGGCGCAGGAGGAGACCUCACCUCUUGUUAUGCACAAAACCAAUGCCUCAGAAACCGUACCGGAAGCCAUAGAGUCAGUCCUGUGAGCUCAAACAAGUUUAUUUUAUUGUUCUCAUUAUUAUUUUUUGUUUUCAUUGUCGAACUUGUUGACCUGUGUACACUGUUAAUGUCGCUGCUGUUGCGAAAGAAACCCGAGUCACUGAAGAAGAUAAGGCCACUGUUUGGCAUUUGCUGCACGAGGAAAAACAAAGUGCCACUCUUCUGUGUAGACUGUAGAGCCUGUAAGUACACACAUGGCACAGGUACUAAAUUGAUUUGUAUUCACUAUUAGAAUUGAGACGACAGACAAGGUAGAUGUGUGCCAAUUUGAAUAUUCUGUCCCUCAAAUAUUCCCAUCAAUGUCAUCCUUAUGUUUCAUCGUUCGUCAUGUGCAUUCCGUUGUGUUCAUCAUAAGACCAAAACUACUGCAAGACCUCAAACAACAAAUUCACAGCCAUACGUCAUCAUCGAAAAUGCACUAUAACAUUUAUAUAUGUGCCAUAUCUGAAUUACACCACAGUGUACUUUUAACAUAUGUAAUGGAAAAGAUACCAAAACGCAUUCCAUCUCCAAAUCAAAUACGACGAGUGUGGAGGUUUUGUUGUUUGUGCUUGUUCACAGAUGUUGACAUUUGUUUGCUUAGCCACAUGUCAAACAUUAACGCUUGGAAGGAGUGUGUCCCAUUUUUCCACACUAACUAGCAACCACUCAACAAGUGUUACAUUGACCUAUUUAGGGAAGCGAAAUACUGACAAAGUGGAUGAAAAUCUGUCUCUCGCGUAGUUUGAACGAGCCACAAAUAAUGGAAUUGGAUUCUCGACAUUCGAUUUUCUUCCUCAACAUUUAAUUGGCAUCUAAAGACAUUAAGGUUAAUUUCUCAAUUAAUACAGUGUACAAUAUCUACAUGUUAGAAUGUAUUUGUUACAAAUUGAAAGCUGUUUGCCACGUUUUUAGCUAGCACGAAUCAACAAAGCAAGCUAUCUCAGCUACUGUAUUUUGAUUGGCCUCGGUUAGAUUUCUGUUCGGUUUGUUUGUGAAUGUAACACAACAGUUAAAAGAUAAAGAAAUGGGUAAAAAUAGCAUGGGUGCAUUUUCUUUAUUAAGGAAUGAUGAUAAGGAAUUUAAAAGAUACUGUGAAUGACUUGUGGUGGUUUUGAAAUAAUGCAAGCACCUUCUUUGUUGAGACACAUUCUCUUAAGAAAAAAACAAUUUUUUUGUCAUUUUGAAAGUUAAAAAAAAUCAAACAAACAAAAAACAUUGUUUAUGUACCUUUAACUCCUUUAAAAUAAUAGUGUGUCGUGGCCAAAUACACUACAGUAUAGUAAGUUCAGAUUGUGUAGUAUGUUGCAGCAGGACAUGCACACAUUGAUCAUUGUAGGCACAAUAAUGUUCAUGUAAUGUUUUUUGUUUGUCUUUUUUUUUUUGGUACAUGCAAAACAGCUUUCCCUGAGGCAUCGAUAUUUGUGAGCGAGGAAGCUUGUUUUGCUGCCAUCGAAAACACUCGGUGUGGUGUCUUUCAAUGUUGAGUCUGUUAAAACCGUACAGGGUGAAUUCAUAUGAUGUAAAACGUAUCAAAUUAUUUCACUUGACUAUUCUACCAUUACCAGUUUUGUCUUAAGAAGUUGGAUUUUUCUAUCUUUCUUUAAUAUAGCUGGUGUGACACACAUGUAAUUACCCCUGGUUCUACUUACUAUCAUCAACGGUACUUACUAAAAAAGGAAAUCCUGCGCUAGUGUGCCUCACUUGUUAGAAACUACCGUUACUUGUAACAAUUUAAAUGAAUAGCUCCAGUGUUUUUUUGUGCCAGUAUCACAGUAAAGCUAUGUUUUUUAAAUUUUAUUUUGCCUUUGAUUCUGCUGUGUGUCACCAUUAAAAAUAAGUAAAGUUGCUUUUGUUUUUGGUCGA
Molecule: messenger RNA, 3583 nt
Organism: Hippocampus zosterae (dwarf seahorse)
Lineage: Eukaryota; Metazoa; Chordata; Actinopteri; Syngnathiformes; Syngnathidae
Gene: slc1a4
Product: solute carrier family 1 member 4
Exons: 8
Coding region: 130-1725 (531 amino acids)
Biological process (GO): L-glutamate transmembrane transport; L-serine transport
Cellular component (GO): plasma membrane
Molecular function (GO): L-threonine transmembrane transporter activity; L-serine transmembrane transporter activity; L-aspartate transmembrane transporter activity
Source: RefSeq, a predicted model, not a curated record